Molecule: messenger RNA, 1261 nt
Organism: Xenopus laevis (African clawed frog)
Lineage: Eukaryota; Metazoa; Chordata; Amphibia; Anura; Pipidae
Gene: cldn16.S
Product: claudin-16
Exons: 5
Coding region: 313-1020 (235 amino acids)
Cellular component (GO): plasma membrane; bicellular tight junction; membrane
Molecular function (GO): structural molecule activity
Source: RefSeq, a predicted model, not a curated record
CGUUACUUUUUUCAUUGAGCCAAACCCCUGGUCUCGCUUUCCAAAUUGCAGUUGUAAUGAGUUCCCCUGUGUACUGGAUGUGAGUGGAUGGGAGCACAGGAACCUAGUGGUGGUGUCAUGAUCUUAAGGAAGGAGUGAAGUCUUAACCUAGCUGCUUACACAUAUUACUAUAUUCCUGCUGCUUGGAAACAGGAACAGUAGGAAUAAUACACAUUAAAUAGCAUAGACAACCUGAGUGUUAGGUGUUGUACUUGUCUCAUCUGAUGACUGAGGCCUGUUUAUGUGGAAUGUUCUGAUGCGAGGCCUGGCAUAAUGAGGACCCUUCUAGAAUACACUGGCUUUUUUCUAGCAUUUGUCUCUGCCGGCUUUCUAAUAGCUGCAACUUGGACUGAUUGUUGGAUGGAAAAUGCAGACGAUUCUCUGGAGGUGAGCACAAAAUGCCGUGGCCUGUGGUGGGAAUGUGUCACUAAUGUGUUCGAUGGCAUACGGACUUGUGAUGAAUAUGACUCUAUAUUUGCUGAACACCCAAUGAAAUUAGUGGCAACACGUGGAUUGAUGAUAACAGCAGAUAUCUUAGCUGGGUUUGGUUUCAUAAUCUUUCUCUUGGGGCUUGAUUGUGUCAAAUUCCUGACAGAUGAAUCAGAUGUCAAAUUAAAGAUCUGCUACGUAGCCGGUAUCACCCAGCUUAUUGGAGGCGUCCCUGGGAUCAUUGGCUCAGUGUGGUAUGCCGUUGAUGUUUACGUUGAGCGAUCAACCUUGGUUAUUCAUGAUGUUUUCCUUGGAAUCCAGUAUAAGUUUGGCUGGUCCUGCUGGCUUGGAAUGAUUGGAUCACUGGGAUGUUUUUUAUGUGGAGGUAUCCUGGUUUUGUGCCAUUAUCUUUUUAAAGAAAAUGGAUAUGGCAGAAACCAUUUUUCUUUUUCAAGAAAAACCUACUUGCGCUCAGGAGGCUCUGCGGCAAAAUUUGAUUCCCAUCCCAGAACUGAAACCGCCAAGAUGUAUGCAAUGGAUACAAUAGUGUGAAAGAACUCUGUGUUUUGUCUCCUUCUAUCAUAAAUGCAUUAUUAUGUGAGCCGAUUUGCUGUAUUAGUCCAUUCAGAGUUGUGUUUAUCUUUGGGAAGAUGCAUUCUAAACCAUUCGAGUUACAGGCAGUAUGGAUCUCUAUAAUCCCUGGAGUCUCAGAAUGUGCAGUAUUUGGGUGAUAUUUUUUAUCUGCUGUAUAUAAUUUGUUCUAAUCCAAAUAAGAUGAUGCCUGAUAACACUU